Magnolia sinica is the source of this 955-nucleotide messenger RNA. RefSeq lists its product as uncharacterized. NCBI's taxonomy places the organism in Eukaryota, Viridiplantae, Streptophyta, Magnoliopsida, Magnoliales, Magnoliaceae. The transcript is spliced from 3 exons. Bases 246 to 812 code for a protein of 188 amino acids. The record is from RefSeq and is a predicted model, not a curated record.
AGAAAGUCAGAAAAUUCUCCCUUGUACUUGUUCACACUUCUCUAAUCUUCUUCCUCCUCUUCUCCUUCGGAGAGAGAGAGAGAGAGAGAGAGAUUUUCCUUGCUUCUUCUGCUGCUGCUUCUUAAUUAGAGAGAGAGGUUGAGAGAAAUUUUCCUGUCUUAUCCUUCUGCUAUUGCUUUAAAGAGAGAGAUUUUCCUUUAUUCUUCUGCUGUUGAUGCGUUAGAGAGAGAGAGAGAGAGAGAGAGAUGGGUAAUUGCCAAGCAACAGACGCGGCGACGGUGGUGAUACAACACCCACGAGGGAGAGUAGAGAGGUUGUAUUGGCCAGUGACCGCACGGGAUAUCAUGAGAAGUAACCCCGGCUACUACGUUGCCCUCGUCACCUUAUGCCCUUCCCAAACCAACAACGAUCAGGAGAGGCGUGAAAACAACAACAACGGCGUACGUUUCACACGUGUCAAGCUCCUACGUCCCAAGGACAUGCUUAUCCUCGGGAACGUUUAUCGCCUCGUCACAUCUCAAGAGAUUAUGAAAGGACUGUGGGCUAAGAAGUACGGGUGGACAAAGAAAAACCAAUCAGAGCCGUCCAAGCAGCGGCCAAAACAAAACGAAGGCGCAGCUGUCUCAGAACGUGCACCAGAUGGGAACGUGGAACAGCAGCGGCCAAAGGCAAGUGACGAACAAAAACAGGAAGGACAUGGAGCCAAGAUCACACAGCCUGCAGCGAGAUCAGCAUCCCGACAUUGGCGUCCGUCACUACAUAGCAUAUCAGAGGUUAAUCGACUGCCGCAGUCCGACAUUGAUACUUCCUAAGCCCUUCCAUAUUGGAAUUAAGUAUCAUACCACAAUGUUGGCCAUCAUUGCUCAUAAUUCUACAAUUCAGCAAAGCUGAGGCAUUUCGCCUGAGCAGAUACCAAAGAUUGGUUUGUGGCACAAAUGCCAAUCCUCCUCCAAAA